This is a messenger RNA of Drosophila nasuta, 541 nucleotides long. Its product is annotated as transmembrane protein 60. The transcript has a single exon. The record is from RefSeq and is a predicted model, not a curated record. Lineage: Eukaryota; Metazoa; Arthropoda; Insecta; Diptera; Drosophilidae. Bases 146 to 541 code for a protein of 131 amino acids.
GGGGUCUGUAUUUGGGUAAUUGCGUCGUUAAAACGUAUAUUUUAAAAAUUGUGUUAAUGGUCACACUUCGAUUAAAGUAACACAAAGAUUUGUUUAUUUGUGACAAUUGUUUUGUUGUGGGUGGAAUAUGCAAAACGUUUAAAUCAUGACGCUAGCACAUCGGGCGCUCUUCACUUGGUUUAUCGUCUUGGUGUUCUUAAUACUGCUUUGCUUGCGCCUAGAUCCACGCACCACAUGGAAUUGGUUCGUCACUUUUACGCCGCUUUGGUUCUUCGACUGCAUCCUCAUCAUCUAUGUGCUGAUAAAGUUUAUACGCAAAUGGCGCAAUCUCAAUAGGCUCACCGAUUUGCUGUUCCUCUACAAAUGGAACAUCGGCGGUGUGCUGCUAACAAUAACAUCUCAAGUGAUGAUCUGCAUGACUCUUGAGUAUCCACAACAGAUUCCAAUCUAUGUGACAAUGGCUCCAUUGAUGCUUCUACUCUGCACAGCCAUUGUCUAUGUCGCCGGGCAGUUGAGACAGCGUGAAAAUUGGCUCAAAUGA